This is a messenger RNA of Brassicogethes aeneus, 3687 nucleotides long. NCBI's taxonomy places the organism in Eukaryota, Metazoa, Arthropoda, Insecta, Coleoptera, Nitidulidae. The record is from the annotation of a GenBank genome assembly.
GUGAGUUUUAAAUUUGCAAUGGCCAGCGAAUACAGUUCUCUGCUUAUUGAAAAGGAUAUACGUUCAGAAGAAAUUCAAAAACAAGGCCAUGAUUACAAAGCUGCCUUAAAAGUGUUUGAUAUUCUUCGUACGAACCCGAAGAAAAUAGAUGUGGAAGUGUUCAAAUCGACAUUGCAAGAAUUUCCGCACAUCAUAAACUACAAUUUUUUUAACGAAAACGAUUACUGCUCUCUUUUGAACAUUGUUAAAUACAAAUUGAAAUUGGAUUCUAAGAAGAGGCGUGAACUUAUGAACGUCAUUAUCGAAAUCGGUUUUACAACUGUGGACCCCAUAUUUUACGCUGCCGCAGGCUGCAAUUCAAUUUUUUUGGAAACUUGUGGUUUAAGUAAUGAUGAUUUAAUUUGGGUGAAAACUGGUGAUACCUUAUUGGCCUUUCUGUUAAAAUAUGGUGACCCCCUUAAAGAACAUUAUGUGCACUGUGUGGAAAAGCUACUUAGUGAAGAAAAUGUCAACAAACUUGACUACUCCCAACAAACCCCCUUGACUAUUGUGCUAAAGGAAUAUUUUGUUUCAUCGGAAGAAGAAAAGAAUGUCUUAAACGACGUUGUAAAAACUCUAUUGGAAAAAGGAGCAAGUAGGCUAAGAAUACCAGAAUUCAUGGUAAAAAAAUUCGAAGAAAACCAUUACAAACUAAACUUCCAGGACGCCGUGGUAUCAAUGAGAGCAGAACAAAAACUAUUCGACUACAUAAUCAGAAAUGAACCAACCAAAUUUACGGCGUUAUACCAAUCAUCAAAAUUUCUUGAUGUUAAUGAUGGUGAAAACACCUUGCUCCAAUUAUCUGUAAUACUUAACAGACUACCAAUAGUCAAAACGCUUCUUAAGUCAGAUAUUAAUUUUAACGGAUUUACUGCAAGAAAUUUACACUGCCCCUUGGUGCUGAGUGCCAUUCUGAACAAAAAACACAUUUUCCAGAUACUAAUCCCAAAUGUCGUCAUCACACCAGGAGUCUUCAACACGUUUGUGAGAUUUCGAUGCCUUAGCAUGCUGGAAGAAUACUUUUAUGACGUUUUAAAAUCACCCAAGUUGGACGUUAACAUGAAAUCGUAUCAAGGCAACACACCUCUACAUUUCGCCAUUAUAUUCGGGGAUUCGUCCUCUGUGCAGACUCUGUUAAAACGGGGGGCACCUCUAACUGCAAAAAACCAAUUCGGCAUGGAGUGCAUUAAUUUUAUAAAUACCAACGACUUGGAACUGCACUACGAUUCGUGUAUCAAGUUUGACGAAUACAAGCGGAUUCUAAAGGAUACCGUUUCGAAGGUAACUUUGGAUUUCACCACUUUGGUUCAGGAUUGCCGUUCUGAAGUUGAAAUGGUUAAGCAGUAUGGUUCCCAGUCGGGAACGAAAAAAUUGUUGCAGCAUCCUCUUGUCGAUAUUUUUAUGAACAUCAAGUGGUACCUUUGCAAGAAGUAUUUUUAUAGCUACGCAAUUUUCAAAAUCCUUAAUUGUUACAUGAUAUUUUUAAUUUUACUUAGCAAUCACUUGAAUUCGGUUUAUGGUUUGCUUAUUUUUGAAGCUUUGUUCUACAUAAUUUGGGUAAUAUUAAGUUAUAGAUUUUUUCGCCAUUCGGGUUCAGAUUUUAUAUGCUAUUGUUUGUUGAGUAUAUUUUUAACAAUCGAUGUAAUCUUGAUAACAUUAUACAAGUUUAAUUUUUGUGAGAUUUCACUUCUGGUUAUUAAGCAGGUUAAUUCCAUUAUUUUUGUUCUUAUUUCUGCGUCGAUAAUUAUUACGUUGGGUUAUAAAUUAAAUUGUUCCAAAUGGUCUAUAAUGUUACAAAAGGUUGUAAGCACCUAUUUUAUAAACAUGAUGUUCCUAAUAUUACCUUUGUUGGCAUUUGCAACCGGUUUCACCCAACUGAUGUGGAAAGACGACCAUAAAUACGACCUAUUCUAUUCAAUCUAUAAAACAACCCAAACUCUUACAGAAAAAGCUUUAAGUAAGGAUUUCACUUUGACCGACACGGAAAACAAUAACUUUGUUCAUAUAUUUAUCACAUUUUUUAUCAUUUUAUCGAUAGCAAUAAUGAAUUUUUUUACUGGCCUUGCCGUCAACGACAUUCAAAGGUUGGGCAAAGAUUGGGAAAUUAUUUCGUACAAUAACGUUAUAGUUUUCAUAUCAUUCGUAGAAAAAUUUUACUUACAGUUCCCCAAACUCUGUACAAUAUUGAGACUUCCUAGACCGUUUAUUUUUACCGAGGAUACAAAAUACCAAGUUGAGAUGUUUGUUCAGAAGAACGAAGAAUUCAAAAGCAUCAAGAGAUUGGCAAACUUUAAAUUAAGCAAGAUAUCGAAGGCUAAAAUAUCGGAAGUUUUCCAGAAAAAAAUGACGAAAAGUAUCGAUGAUAAACUAAAGGAUGCCAUGGGUAGAAUAGAGCAUACUACACAGGAAACUCUUCUGAAAGUUUUACAGGAGAUUAAGGAGCUAAACAUUUACAUAACAAUAAUACUUAACAGACUACUAAUAGUCAAAACACUUCUUAAUUCAGAUAUUAAUUUUAACGGAUUUACUGCAAGAAAUUUACACUGCCCCUUGGUGCUGAGUGCCAUUCUGAACAAAAAACACAUUUUCCAGAUACUAAUUCCAAAUGUCGUCAUCACACCAGGAGUGUUCAACACGUUUGUGAGAUUUCGAUGUCUUAGCAUGCUGGAAGAAUACUUUUAUGACGUUUUAAAAUCACCCAAGUUGGACGUUAACAUGAAAUCGUAUCAAGGCAACACACCUCUACAUUUCGCCAUUAUAUUCGGGGAUUCGUCCUCUGUGCAGACUCUGUUAAAACGGGGUGCACCUCUAACUGCAAAAAACCAAUUCGACAUGGAGUGCAUUAAUUUUAUAAAUACCAACGACUUGGAACUGCACUACGAUUCGUGUAUUAAGUUUGACGAAUACAAGCGGAUUCUAAAUGAUACCGUUUCGAAGGUAACUUUGGAUUUCACCACUUUGGUUCAGGAUUGCCGUUCUGAAGUUGAAAUAGUUAAGCAGUAUGGUUCCCAGUCGGGAACGAAAAAAUUGUUGCAGCAUCCUCUUGUCGAUAUUUUUAUGAACAUCAAGUGGUACCUUUGCAAGAAGUAUUUUUAUAGCUACGCAAUUUUCAAAAUCCUUAAUUGUUACAUGAUACUUUUAAUUUUACUUAGCAAUCACUUGAAUUCGGUUUAUGGUUUGCUUAUUUUUGAAGCUUUGUUCUACAUAAUUUGGGUGAUAUUAAGUUAUAGAUUUUUUCGCCAUUCGGGUUCAGAUUUUAUAUGCUAUUGUUUGUUGAGUAUAUUUUUAACAAUCGAUGUAAUCUUGAUAACAUUAUACAAGUUUAAUUUUUGUGAGAUUUCACUUCUGGUUAUUAAGCAGGUUAAUUCCAUUAUUUUUGUUCUUAUUUCUGCGUCGAUAAUUAUUACGUUGGGUUAUAAAUUGAAUUGUUCCAAAUGGUCUAUAAUGUUACAAAAGGUUGUAAGCACCUAUUUCAUAAACAUGAUGUUCCUAAUAUUACCUUUGUUGGCAUUUGCAACCGGUUUCACCCAACUGAUGUGGAAAGACGACCAUAGAUACGACCUAUUCUAUUCAAUCUUUAAAACAACCCAAACUCUAACAGAAAAAGAAAAAAAAGGAUUUUACUUUGACCGACACGGAAAACAAUAA